Messenger RNA from Stylophora pistillata, 2904 nucleotides. Its product is annotated as ATP-binding cassette sub-family C member 4-like. Lineage: Eukaryota; Metazoa; Cnidaria; Anthozoa; Scleractinia; Pocilloporidae. The record is from RefSeq and is a predicted model, not a curated record.
AUGAAGAUUAUCCGUACGAAAACUAGUGUUCUGUCAGUCCUUGCUGCCCUGGAAUACAGUUCAGUGUCAUUUGUGAUGUUGGUAUUAGUCAUGACACUCAUGCUUACUGGUCAACCCCUCACGCCCGUUAAUGUCUUUAUGCUUCUCUCUUUCGUCAAUGUAGCAAGAAUAGGCCUUUGUAUGUACCUACUCUAUGGCACAAUGGAUGCUUACGAGGCUUUUGUUUCACUUCAGAGAAUUGAGCAUUUCCUUCUUUUAAAAGAUGUACCCGUGGUCUGUCAUGAUCACUCAAGCGAAAGCUCUGAAACCAAGGGGAGAGGGAGCGUAUCUGAAUUGACGAUAACCUUGUCGGAUCAACACGAUAAAACUGAAGAAAAUCCUCGUAUUCUUGUUGACGAGAAAUACAAUAUGGCCAAGCCAGCGACCCUAGUGGUGUCAAUUUUAUCAUCAAAAGAAAAGCCCGGUGGUGACGUGUUCCUUUUGCAAGAUGUCCAGUUUUCUACGGCGUCUGGAGACCUAACAGUUAUCACGGGUCCAGUGGGAAGUGGAAAAUCUACUCUUCUCUCAGCUAUCGCAGGUGAGGUGUCAGUCGCAGGAGGAACAAUAACCUGGCCAUCUUCCCUUGUUUAUGUCCCCCAGACACCAUGGGUCUUUUCUGGAACAAUAAGACAAAACAUUUUAUUUGGUCAACCUUACAAACAAACCUGGUACUUCCAAGUAGCUGAGGCAUGCGCCCUAACGGAAGACUUUCAGAAGUUUCCCAAAGGUGACGAAACGGCUGUAGGUGAAAGGGGUGCUGUUCUGAGUGGAGGCCAGCGUGCACGAGUGAGCCUAGCACGUGCGGUAUACAUGGAUGCAGACCUGUACCUGUUGGAUUACCCUCUGAGUGCCGUGGAUACGAGAGUUAGCCAACAUGUCUUUGAUAAAUUCAUUAAAGGUAUAAUGUGCAACAAAACCCGACUGUUGACGUCCCACCAGGAAGAACACAUGAAAGAAGCUGAUAAAGUUAUUUUGUUAUACAAAGGACGUUUGUUGGCUAAAGGUAAUUUCCCCGAGCUUGAAGAAAAGGGUAUUUUUGAUUCUGCACUUGAUCCACUUGGCAUGAAGCCUUUUAGGGAAAGGGAGUCCAAUGCGAGGUCGGUUUCGAAAAAGGAAGAUAACCCGGAAAUGAAGAAUAGAGUGAUGCCUGCACUACCUCAGAACAAGGAAAUACAAAUGUCAGACGAAGACCGCAUGGUCGGAGGAGUGACUUUUAAGCUCUACUGGGACUACCUCAGAAGCGGGUUAAGCUCUAUAUCGAUCAUCGGACUUAUCCUCUUAUGUUUCAUUACUCAAGUUUCUCCUGACUUUUGGCUUUCAUCUCUUACUCUGAAGAGUCCAGAAAACCAGAAAGACAAAGCAAACCUGAUCAUUUUUGGUUUUCUAGUACUUGGAUCCUUCAUAUUUGCCGCUGCCAGGGCAUUUUGCUUUCUUCAGGCCUCUGUGAGAUGUUCUAAACAUCUUCACGAUAAAAUGGCGGUGGCAAUUCUAGAGGCUCCUGUUUUGUUUUUUGAUUCAAACCCUGUUGGCAGAGUUCUUAAUCGCUUCUCUAAGGAUACAGGCUGCAUGGACGAGGUGUUACCCAAGGCGUUUCUGUUUGCUAUCCAGUUAGUCGUAGCAAUGCUGGCCUCGAUUCUCGUUCCAACCGUUGCUAAUCCAUGGCUUCUGUUUGUGACUGUUCCAGUGGCUAUAGCAGUCGUGUACAUCUUUCGGUACUAUCUGAAAACGUCUAGACAGCUGAAACGAAUAGAGUCUAUAUACCGAAGUCCUGUGUCUUCACACAUUUCGGAUACCAUAGAUGGGCUUGAGACUUUUCGAACAAGAGCAAGACAAAGAGAUUUUGAGGAACAGUUUUACAGAUAUCACGAUGUUCACACUCAAUCGUAUAUCAUGGUGCUUGCCUGCGAUAGAUGGCUUAGUGUGCGCAUGUGUUUCCUUAUCUCGAUCUUGACGUGUGCAGUGGCUCUUGGGGCGAUCUUCGUAUCUCAAGAUGCUUCGUUGGCUGGAAUUGGGCUUGUUUCCAUCCUCGAAAGUAUGGAACUGAUGGAUUACACUGUCAGAAAAGCAGCCGAAGUUGAGAAUUGUAUGACGUCAGUUGAACGGGUUAUGACGUACACAAAACUUGACCAUGAACCUGGCUACAAGGUAAACGAACUUCCCCCGGAACACUGGCCAUUUAAAGGGGAUAUCACGUUUCAAGACUUGUCAAUGACCUACUACCCGGGGGGACCUCAAGUAUUAAGGAAGCUUAAUCUUCACAUAAAAGGUGGAUCAAACGUUGGUGUCACAGUGCGAACGGGAGCCAGCAAGUCGUCCCUAGUGGCAGCCCUUCUGCGCAUGCCAGAUGCCCAUGGUGCCAUAAUGAUCGAUGACAUUCCGAUAAAGGACAUUAACCUACAAGUGGCUCGACGAUGUAUAUCUGUUCUUGGCCAAUGUCCUGUCCUUUUCAGUGGAUCGCUGAGAGAAAAUCUUGAUCUUAUGAAGCAGUUCCAAGAUGAAGAGUUAUGGCGAACCUUAGAGAUCGUUCAACUGAAAGAGCUGGUGGAAAGUUUGGAUGGAAAACUAGAUCACCAGUUGUUGGAACAUGGUGCAAACCUAAGUGUAGGAGAACGGCAGUUGAUUUGUUUGGCUCGUGUCCUCCUGCAUCAGAGAAAAAUUGUCAUCCUGAAUGAGCCAACUGCACACGUGGAUCCAGAAACAGAACAAACAAUUUGGAGGGUAGUGCGAGAGAAACUGAAGCACUCCACAGUAAUCACCAUAGCUCAUCGACUAAACACCAUAAGAGACUGUGACAUGAUUUUGGUUAUGACAAAUGGCGAGAUCCAGGAGGUUGAUAGUCUUGACUCAAUGAUUAACAUAACUUAA